Messenger RNA from Clunio marinus, 594 nucleotides. Lineage: Eukaryota; Metazoa; Arthropoda; Insecta; Diptera; Chironomidae. The record is from the annotation of a GenBank genome assembly.
CUUUGCAAUUCAGCGUUAUCAAUAUUGAUGUGGAACAUUAAAAUAUUCAAGUUUUAGAUUAUCAAAUUAUUAGCUAUAAUGGUUUACGCAAAAACAUUCGAAGACUUUGAAGUUGCAGCAGAAGCAAUGCUUCUUGAUAAUCCAGAAAAAUGUCGCUACAGUAUGAAGUAUUCACAUAGUAAAAAGGCGCUCGUUCUUAAAGUCACAAACAAUGAAAAAUGUGUCCAAUAUAAAACAGAGAACCAGCCAGAUCUUAAAAAGAUUGAGAAGUUCACCGGCAAUGUAAUGAAUCAUAUUACAAAUAAGGAUUAAUUAAGCCUGAAAUAAAUAUUUUUUAUUGUUUCAUAAACUUCACCCAUCUUUUAUUUACUGUGGUCAUGUAGAUCUUAUUUAAAUUUCAGAAUCUUUAGUACUUUAUUAAUUAAACUGAAGAUAUUAUUACAGGUUUAAAUAAACUUCGAUUAAUGGUACCUAAAUGACUUUGUAAAUAAGGAGUUCCUACUUAAGAAAUAAAAUUAUUUUACAGCUUUUCACAAUACAUAGUUAUUUGUUCAGACCAAUUUCAGACUACCGACACAAAUCUGUCUGUCUUAA